CUGUCGUGUUUUUUUUUCAAAAAACGUUGCUUUCAUGGAUUACAUUUAGCAGAAAACUCGUAAUUAAUUAAAUUUAUAUUUAUUCUAACUACAAAUUACGCACAAAAUUGAGAGAAUUUGUAUAGAAAAAUAGAACUUUAUUGAAAUAGACGUAUGUCCUCUAAUAAUGCGAAUAUGCCUGCCUCUACAAAUACUGUGAAACCCACCUCAACGGCAGCUGUCAACAAUGCGGCUGAAACAAAUGCAACAACAACAGUGUCAACGAUUAAACGUGAGUCGUCUUCCACAACAACAAUAAUGUCGAAUGGAACUGCAAAACUGUCCUCCCUAACACCAGCCAGGGACUUGACAUUGGGUGGGAGAGGCGGAGGUGCUGCAGCAGCGAAUAAAAAAGUAUUUUUACCCAACCUUAAUGUUGUGAGAAAUAAAAAUACCAAUGUAAAAACGUCUAAGGACACUACCAUAAGCAGGGGUAGAGGUCGGGGACGUGGCGCGGAUCGUGGAACCAGAGGUGGCUCGAGAGGCGGUCGUGGGGGUGCAUCCUCACUAAUACAAACGACUGGUGUUUUUUCGGAGGGAGCAGGAGCUGUCAAUUUACGUCCCACCUCCAGGUCCUCGGGUUAUAGCCGGGAUGUGGAUGAUACACCUUCGGCCAUGAGAAAGCCCACAUUGUUAAAAAGUGAAAAGAAAUUAGAUUUAAAGGCUGUCUUGGCCAAGGACAUAGAUAUUUUGAAAUCCCUAGAUGAUGUUGAUGACGAUGAUGAAUUAGAGCAAAAGACUGAUUUGGAUAGAAUACCCGUACAAUUAAAUGAAGGCAAAUGGAAAUAUAUUAAAUCUGAGGUUAAAUUGGAAUCAACUAAUGCUCAAGCGGAAUUAGGUGACUCACAAGAAGAUGCUGUAGCCAUAGCAUCCCAAAUGCAAGCCCUGCUAGUGGCCCAACAAAAAGAGCAACAAAAUAAACCAUUGCCUCGUUAUCCUCAAACGUUAAUGGAACUGCUGGAAAACUCGCAAUCACAGAUAUUUUUAAUGCAACUGCCUGACACAUUACCCUGUGUGGAAGAAGACGAGGAUUCACCAGAAAGUUCUGAAAAACCUUCCACCUCAACAGAAGCCACAAAACCUGUAAAUCCUACUGAACGCAAGAAAAAGCCGGUUAAAGCAAAUGUGUUGAAGAAAAUGGAUGAAGGCCAAGUGGGGCGUUUGAUACGCUACAAAUCGGGCAAAACUAAACUAUUGCUGGGUGAAACCUACUUCGAUUUGGACAUGGGCAUGGAAACAGGAUUUCUGCAGGAUUUAAUGUCGAUUAGCUGUAAUCGUGAUGAGCGCAGUGGAAAUAUGAUUAAUUUAGGACCUAUACAAGCCAAAAUAACCGCCACACCAGAUUGGGAACAACUACUUAAGCAGUCUCUAACAGCAGAUCAACAACAACUGUAGCAUACAUUCGUUUUAUGUUUAGGAUUUUUUAUUAUUAUUUCUCAUGUAUGUUUGUAUAUACAGCUUCACAACGGUCUACUAUUUUUUGUUAGCGCUAUCGGCAUUAUAUUUUAUAUAUACGCAACCCUUUUGUUUUACGAAAAGAAAUUAACAUUUUUUUUAAUUUGCAACAAUAAACAAUAGUUGAGGCUUAAAUCUAAAAAAA
Molecule: messenger RNA, 1639 nt
Organism: Calliphora vicina (urban bluebottle blowfly)
Lineage: Eukaryota; Metazoa; Arthropoda; Insecta; Diptera; Calliphoridae
Gene: RpIIIC53
Product: RNA polymerase III subunit C53
Exons: 6
Coding region: 154-1434 (426 amino acids)
Biological process (GO): tRNA transcription by RNA polymerase III
Cellular component (GO): RNA polymerase III complex
Molecular function (GO): DNA binding
Source: RefSeq, a predicted model, not a curated record